Drosophila grimshawi is the source of this 1040-nucleotide messenger RNA. Its product is annotated as gamma-glutamylcyclotransferase. The record is from RefSeq and is a predicted model, not a curated record. The transcript has 2 exons. The coding region runs from base 100 to 762 and encodes 220 amino acids. Gene Ontology annotation, molecular function: gamma-glutamylcyclotransferase activity. Lineage: Eukaryota; Metazoa; Arthropoda; Insecta; Diptera; Drosophilidae.
GUGCAAAAUAUUGAUUUAUUUUCUAGCAAUUACUCGAUUGCAGUUUGCAGUUUUGAUUUGAAUAGACGACGAGAAGGUUGUCAAAAAACAGUACACAAAAUGAAAAUAUUCAUUACACUUAUCUAUAUUGUGGCUCUGAGUGCGAUCAAUGGAGCUGGCGCCGAUCUGAAUAUUAACCAGACUUAUCCGCUGGCUGAGGUGCAUGGCGACAAAUUCUAUUAUUUUGGCUUUGGCAGCAACAUGUUGGCAAAGCGAAUUCACAUUCAGAACCCAAGCGCUGAGAUCGUGGGACCAGCUCUGCUCGAAGAUUACCGCUUGGACUUUGCCAUGGUGUCCUCUGUGAGAUGGGAUGGAGCAGUGGCAACUAUUGUGCCGACACCGGGCACUCUUACUUGGGGCACACUGUGGCAAAUAGACCUCUCCAAAUUGGCGGACAUAGAUAAUCAGGAAGGUGUCCACCUGGGUAUAUAUAGACCCAUUAGUGUGCAAGUGAAGCUGCAUGGCAGAGGCACUGAGAUUUCAACGAGGGCUUACCAUUUAGUACACCAGCCUGAGAGCAACCUGCACGAAAUGGAGCCAGAUCAGGUGCCCGAGAACCGACAGCCCUCCAAGACCUACUUGCAGGUACUCGUCAAAGGUGCCAUUGAGAGCGGCAUUCCCGAGAAUUAUGUCAAGUGGUUGCAGGGCCUCAAGCACAAUAACAAAACUGUGAGCAAACUGGAAGAGACGCUUCAAGUUCGUGAGGUUGAGCUGUUCAACUAAUUUGUUUCUCUCAAUUGUUAAUCGCUCGAUUUCAACUCAAUUUUGAAAUUGCUUCUGUGGGUUGGAGUCUUCGCUAACCGAAGGGAAUUUUAUUUGUUUCUAAGCAUUAGUAAAACAUUCCCAAACUUCAACCGGAACUGUUGCACACCAAAUACCACGUCAAAAAAAACUGUUCAGAAACAGUCAAGUUUCAAACCAAAAUAUACAGCUUUCGUCUAGUUGCUAAGUGUAAGAUGCUGAACUUGCCCCAGUUCUUUUACACUAUUUAACAAAAUGAA